This is a messenger RNA of Microtus ochrogaster (prairie vole), 13733 nucleotides long. It is a transcript of the gene Gabrb1, whose product is annotated as gamma-aminobutyric acid type A receptor subunit beta1. Gene Ontology annotation, molecular function: GABA-A receptor activity; extracellular ligand-gated monoatomic ion channel activity. Gene Ontology annotation, cellular component: membrane. Gene Ontology annotation, biological process: monoatomic ion transmembrane transport. The record is from RefSeq and is a predicted model, not a curated record. Lineage: Eukaryota; Metazoa; Chordata; Mammalia; Rodentia; Cricetidae.
GAAAGAAAGCAAAACAAAAUCAGGUUUAGGACCAAGGGAAGGGAACGUAGCAAGCCACAGCGCAGGAUAACUGGGCGCACACAGGCACGUAGGCUCCCCUGCAAGGAGACAGCAGGUUGUAACCGACUACCCGGAGAACGCGGAGCUCCCGAGACAGGAACUUUAAAAGGAUUGAAAUCUGUUGCCUGUUCCACUAGGAAUAUUGUUUGCAAGGCACAAGGUGUCUUUUGGUAGUGAGUACCCUCUGCGCAUGCGCAGGUCCAUUCGGGAAUUACUGCCCAGCCGCCGACUAAGUUGCAUUCCUUGAAUCUUCGCAGAAAAGACAAUUCUUUCAUCAGAGUUAGGAAUGUGGACAGUACAAAAUCGAGAGAGUUUGGGGCUUCUUUCUUUUCCUGUGAUGGUUGCCAUGGUUUGUUGUGCGCACAGCUCCAAUGAACCCAGCAACAUGUCAUACGUGAAAGAGACAGUGGAUCGUCUGCUCAAAGGAUAUGACAUUCGCUUGCGGCCCGACUUCGGAGGGCCCCCGGUGGACGUCGGGAUGCGGAUCGAUGUCGCCAGCAUAGACAUGGUCUCGGAAGUGAAUAUGGAUUAUACACUUACCAUGUAUUUCCAGCAGUCUUGGAAGGACAAGAGGCUUUCAUAUUCUGGAAUCCCGUUAAACCUGACCCUUGACAACAGGGUAGCUGACCAACUCUGGGUACCAGACACCUACUUCCUCAAUGACAAGAAAUCGUUUGUGCAUGGGGUCACAGUGAAAAACCGAAUGAUAAGGCUGCAUCCUGAUGGAACGGUCCUCUAUGGACUACGGAUUACAACCACCGCAGCAUGCAUGAUGGAUCUUCGAAGGUACCCUCUGGAUGAGCAAAACUGCACCCUGGAGAUUGAAAGUUAUGGCUAUACCACUGAUGACAUCGAGUUUUACUGGAAUGGAGGAGAGGGAGCAGUAACCGGGGUCAAUAAAAUCGAGCUUCCUCAGUUUUCAAUUGUUGACUACAAGAUGGUGUCCAAGAAGGUGGAGUUCACAACAGGGGCAUAUCCACGACUAUCACUAAGUUUCCGCCUAAAGAGAAACAUCGGUUACUUCAUUUUGCAAACCUACAUGCCUUCCACACUGAUUACAAUUCUGUCUUGGGUGUCAUUUUGGAUCAACUAUGAUGCAUCUGCAGCCAGAGUCGCGCUAGGAAUUACCACUGUGCUGACAAUGACAACCAUCAGCACUCACCUCAGGGAGACUCUGCCAAAGAUUCCUUACGUCAAGGCGAUUGAUAUCUACCUGAUGGGCUGCUUUGUGUUUGUGUUCCUGGCUCUGCUGGAAUAUGCUUUUGUAAAUUACAUUUUCUUUGGAAAAGGCCCUCAGAAGAAGGGAGCAAGCAAACAAGACCAGAGUGCCAAUGAAAAGAACAAACUGGAGAUGAACAAAGUCCAGGUCGACGCCCACGGCAAUAUUCUUCUCAGCACUCUGGAAAUCAGGAACGAGACCAGCGGCUCCGAGGUACUCACGGGUGUGAGUGACCCCAAGGCCACCAUGUACUCGUACGACAGCGCCAGCAUCCAGUACCGCAAGCCGCUGAGCAGCCGCGAGGGUUUCGGGCGCGGGCUGGACAGGCACGGGGUGCCAGGCAAGGGGCGCAUCCGCAGGCGUGCCUCGCAACUCAAAGUGAAGAUCCCUGACUUAACUGACGUGAACUCCAUAGACAAGUGGUCCCGAAUGUUUUUCCCCAUCACAUUUUCUCUUUUUAAUGUCGUUUAUUGGCUUUACUAUGUCCACUAAAGUCAGUCUCAUGGUUCGGUUUAGACUAUCUUCCUUGGCUUGUUUUCUAACCCCACACUCUCCCAACAGCGAUUACUGCUGUGGUUUUUGGAGGUCAGAGAUUCAGCCAUCCAAUUGGUUUUUGGUAUUGCGUGUCAGUUUUUAUUAUCACACCAUGUUUACUUCAGCAACAACAAAAGGUAUUUGUUCGUGUACACAGUGGUCCAGGUUACUAGCUCUCUUUCAGCAUUCCAUCAAUUGCUUUGUUUACAAACACAAAAGGAGAUGCGUGGUAGCUACUGUUGGUAGUCUUUCCUAGUCACCCUGGAUCUCACUGAAUAAUUUAAAAAUGAAAAUGUACAGUGGACUUGCUGUCCACCAGCACUGUGUUCUGAGAAAGCUGUAAUCAUCUCAUUCUGCCAAAAAAUAAUGAUUUUUUAAUGACAGGAAAAAAAAACAACUAACUUCAGCAUCUCAGAUGAAAAAGCCAUUUGACAAAUAGCAGGUUUUCAGGAAGCAGGGAUAUAGCAGACAAUUCCCCUCCCUUCUGAAGUUCUCCUGGGUCCCUUCUAGAAAGGCUUCUCGACUCUACAAAAGAGGGACAUCAAAGCUAGUGUUAGUCACCUUUUUCCCCAAACUCACCCUACUGUGUCCAUCUAACAAUGACCGUGGCUAUCCUUAAAAGUGUUUCUUUCUCAAACUGCCCAGAUGGUCAAAGUUAGCAUUCGAAUCCAACCUGAUCUAUCUGGUAGUCACUGAGAACAUUUUUCUUUCCUUGUCAACAAUAAGAAGUUUGGGGGACAAUCAAUCUUUUCCUUGCUGACCAUUAUGGGAAGCAGCCUUGCCUGGCCUUUGUAAACUUUGGACUCUCUUGAUGCCAUGAAAACCAUGUGGUCAUAUUUCCACAGUCCCUGCUCCAGAAAGAAAGAGAGAAAGGACAUGUGGGGUCCAGCUGGUAAAGGAUUUGAAGGAGGUGAAGACCAAUUUUUUUUUCCCUUGAGGAAAAAAAAUGCUAUUUCUCUGAGCAAGGCAAGACUUAUGUGUUAUGAAAAGGUGCCUGGGCAGUUAUCCGCACUGCCAAAUCUUAAGUCAAAUUGUAUGUAUCGCCUAGCCUUCCACAGAGCAGUGUCUAAUAGGGAUAAGCUCAUCACACAGGACUCUCCUGAAACUUUUUUGGUCUGUUUUCUGAGCUCUGCAUUUCAAACUACAAAAUGCAUGGCCUGGGGAAUGCUCAUCCACCAUGUCAGUGUCUUCCUCCAAAGCCAGAUUUCCAGCUUAAAGAGACCUUUAAAGUAGCAAAAACACAGAGAGAAGAAACUCAUCACAACAAAACACUGAGCCUUUAAUCAUGUGCACUGGCCCCUGAAGUGUGGACCCUGCCUGUCUACACGCAUUAAUCACUGUCAUUGCUCAGCCUCGUCUGUGCUGAUGCGUGAUUCUGGGUCAUGGGUCUCAUGACUUUCAAUAAAGCGACGCAAUUGUAAACACGCUCAACAAGCUGCUGCUGAGUCCUUCCCAUUUUUAUGCCAUUAAAACCUCGUUUGCUUUCAGAAUGAGUUUGUAAAAUUAUAUAUGUCUAUUUGCAAGGUUGAGUGAGGGUACAAAUUGACCAGCCAUGGAUGGAGGCCACGAUCCGUGCAUGUGAUGAGGAAUCUGAAGGGCUAAUCAAGAUGACUGCCUCGUGUGAUAGUCUGGCUCUCCUCUCCAAAGAGAACCAAUGUGCAGAGAAGCGAGAGCUGUUAAAAAUAGAGUCAAUUGGAAAGGGAAAGCUGGAAUUCCUAAGAAUGAGUCCAAGGGGAUAAUAUGAAAAAUACAUUUAGAAAGCAAGAGGAAAAGAAAACCCUUAAAUAAGCGAGAGUGGCUGGAUUAAUAACAGACACUAGUGAAAAUAGAAAAGCCCACUCCACCUUAGGAAAAAAACAAACUGAUCACCCCAACUUCUUGAGGAGCCCUGCGAUUUUGAGGACAAAUUCUCAUUUAGGUUUUCAGGAAGUGUAAACACGCUUCCCAGGCUGAGCUAUGCUCAUCCUAUGGUUACAGGGUCAUCCAUAGGAAGCUCUGCUCGGUUCCCAAGGCUGAGAUGCCAUGCCAUGCACAAUGCUAGGGCAGAGUGGAAUGGAAUGGGGGUUCCUGUUGCCAAUGAAUACCCAGGAGCUACCAUGCGGCCGUUUAUUUUAAACAUAGGAAGGGAAAUAUGUGCCUGAUGUUGAACAGAAAUUAAUCAUUGUGAUGUCAAAGCUGUUUAAAAGGCUUUCAAGAAAGAAAUACUCAAUCAGAGACAAGUGUCUCCUUAGAUCUUCUCAUAGAAGAUUGUGAUCAUUUGGUUUUCAGUUCUAUAUUGUCCUUUUUAAAAUCUAAAGUGAUUUUGUUGUAGUUUCAGAUAUAAAUCAUCUUUUGCAGGGAAAAAAAAACAUUUUGAACUCCUACAUUUUAACCUUUUAAAAUGUAAAAUGAUUGGACCUGAACUGCCCACUGGACAUGAAAUGAUAUGGGGAUCACAGACAUCAGUAUGCAAAUCCAGUCAAAUGGCUUUGAUCUCAGAGGCAAUGGCAGCCCACAGCCUUGAAGAGCUGUCACACUUGUGGGGCAAGAUCUUUGUCAUAACUUCUGAACACCUCCCAGACUACUCCACUCCUCUCUGUUCCCUUCCCAAGCCAAACAGUAACAGGGAAGCACCUUCCUUCUCUGCCAUUCUCCCUCUUCUUGCCCUAAAUAUUGUAAAUACAAAAUAAACAUCAUUAAACAUUCUUAAAUGUUCUCACACUGGCCCCAUUGGUUGAAAGAUUUCGCUUACAUUAUACAAAAAUUAUUGUUUAACUAUGAUUAAAUUGAUUUCUUUUUGCCCUGAAAAUAGCCGUCAUCCCCUCCAUCAAGGAAAGAAAGAAAUUGAAAAUGACAGACUCCCUCCCUUAUGCCUCAUUCACACCCAGAGAACCCCGUCUUUCACAGUUCAACUGUGAGACUGAUUGUGUGGAAGACUUACCCUGCUGUGGGAAGAGUAGACAUCACACCUUUUACUUGACAAUAAUCGCACACUCAUCCCUUCUUCCCAUAUUUUUUUUCCCUUGGCUUAAAAUAGCAGAUGUUCCUUCCAGUUAGCAGUUCUCUGAGGCAAAGACCCAGAUGAAGGCUCAUUUCUGCUUGAAUAAUCCAGGAUUAGUAUCGCCAUCACCUCUGUUGCCAAACAGGAACAGCAGCUGGCUGGCAAGACUGCUGAGUGAGCAGCCUGUGUCUGUGUGCACGCUACCUUCAUUGUGCAUUGCAGUCAAUGAUGGAGCUUAAGAAAUUCAGUGAGAAAAAUGUGGUGCAGAAAAAGAGUAAUGGCUUUAGGGUCUGAAAAGACGGGCUUUCCUUUAAAAAAAAAUUGACAAAAUUCUAUGGUCCUAAACCAACGACUAUCUUAUGAAUAUUUGUUUAGACAGGUUUUAUUACAAUCUGCCAAGUUAAACAAAAAAAGGAUAUAGCAUAGUCCUUCUAGAAGAAGAGUCUCCAAGAUUUCUCAUGUCCCAAAUUCUGGAUGGUAUCUUGUCAAAGGGUGAUGCGUCGCCAUUUGUUUAUUAAAAUAUCAUCAUGUAUCCUAGGAAAAGGUGAAAGGAAUGUGCAAGCAUUUGCUCAAGACGGUUCAAUCAGCUGUUUCUGGGAUGAACAGAAGAGAAAAACAUGUAUCUGAAAGAAAACGCAAAGGUACAUCGGAUAAUGGAACGUGGGCUAUUGUGUAAACUUCCUUGUAAAUUCUGUACAUAGUUCACUGAGCUGUUCCCUGUGAUGUGCUGGUCCUCGACUUUGGGUGGAUGUUUGGAAAACCUGAUAUUGUAAAUAAUGUAAGCUUAUGAAGUAUUUGCUUUUACUCAUAAAGUGAAAUGAUUAGUGAUUUGGGCCCAAAUCAGAAUCUCUCCAGCUCUUGCUCUUUCAUGCAUACAGUUGUGUGGCUCUGCUGUAAGCCAUAGCCAGGUGUCUGUGAUCACUGCCUCAUGCCUUUACCCACUUUAAGGGACAGCAGCUGCCUAGAAGGCUGCCAACCUGUGGGGCCAAAGAACAGAGCACCAGCAGAAAUCGGAACUGAGCAAUGUGCUCCUUGAACAGUCACGAAAAGCAGAUAAGUUGUUUUCACUCACUGUGGCUAUUUGUAUCAUCAAGAACUGAAUUACCGAUGCUGUUCAAGGGGUCAGGGAUUGAGGGGAUGCUUAAAACCCACAGGUAAUCCAAAGCUUCAUUUGCACCAAUAACUUUAGCUUCUAAACUAUGUUUUCUAGAACUUCUCUAAUAAGAUUAAAAAUGAAUAGAAUAGUUGGGUUUCAUCAGGGUGGACAAGAAACAUCUGAAGGAUAGGCAGGGGUGCAGAGAGAGACAACACUUUGAUAGCACUGGUUGGCAGACACACACCUGACAGACACAGAGGUAACCAUGUCCUUACUUUCAAAGGUAGAGAAAAAGUCUGGUGUGAACUGAUUGAGAAGGCAAACAAAAGCAUUUAACAAGGGGAAGGGCACGUGCAGUGUGAGCUGCUUGAGUUUGAAGAACUUGGUAAUUAAAUAUUUCCAGAUAUUAUUUCUCCAAGUUCUCGGGGUUCUUUCAGAAGCCUUCAGGAUGUGAGCUGUUAUGCCACAAAGUGUGUUUCCAAGCAAUCCCAGAGAGGGUGAUGGGACCAAAAGAAAUUCAAAUUAUCUGAGCAAUUGAAGAUUGAGAUUGGUUUCUUAGUGGUAGAGGGAAAGGUGUCCUCCUCAAAGGUAAGAUGCUUUGUGUCGUUUUACAUGGUAGGAGAGCAUACACAGAGAGCUAUUAUUUUGGAGCAUUUUAAUCCUGAGACGUGCCCCACCACCAGCUGAACACACAAAACACACCUUGGUGGAACUAAUCCAUUCUGCCAAUUUUCAGGUUAGAACACUUUGUGAUUUUUCCCUUAGCUUUUCUUCAGAUAGCAGCACAUCAGCGAAAAUGAUUGAAAGCGUAAUUGUUGGGAUCUGCAGCAAGCAUUUGAAAGAAAUUCUUUUUAAUAAAUGAAUUACAAAAUAGAAAACAUUGAAUUCAUAAAAGGGUAAGAAUGAGGGUUCUGUGUUUGUUCUAACACCUCCCACGGCAGGAAUUUCCCAUUAAAUUUGAAGCACUCUAACAGGUUUUUACCUAGUCAGAAAUCUUUGGCAUAUUAACGGACUCACAUCAAGGAACUCAAUCAUUUUUCAUUGGCUCCCAAACUUUUUGUGAAUAUUGGAUCUAUCAAAAAAAAUUUCCAGUGGGAAUUCAAGUUGGGAAAAUUGAUAAUUCCUAAACCAGUUGAGAAGGAACCCCACUCUCCAGAGCAACACUCCCUGCAUAUUCCGUUCUGUGGACAAUCAAAACAAAUCAGUAUAAGUGAGGUCAAAUAACCUGGUUUAUUUGCCUUAGGGAUACAGGGUCACAGAUACAUUCAUUAAAAUAGUCUCAUUCCAAAGUCAAAGGAUAAACAAGAGCAAUAUCAUUUCCUGGCUCUUGCCUCUUUCUGGGCUUUCCUUUGAGGAGAAACAGGAAACAGGAGACACUCCCAAAUAUAUUUUUAUAUGUUCAAAUAAUUAAAAUAUUAUAUGUGUAUUUUGAAAUCUUUGAAUUUUAUAAAAUAGGUGAACUCUUCUGUCUUAAUAUUUCCCAACUACAUACCCAAUGAAAUCAAUUCUUUUAUUUAUUGUCCAUCUCAUUGCCAAAGCUCAUAUGCUAUCUUGCUCAUAUUUAGAUGGCAGCUUCAACUUUUAAACUUACAGUUUUUCAUUAAAUUCACAAACAAAGAAUUAUAAUAAUUCUUCCCAAUUCAUACUCAUAAUGCCUUUAAAAGGUGUUCAGAGGGAAAUCUUUUCAUUGUGGCCACCUCUGAAGACCCUGAAUCACUUUUAUUUGUUUUUUAUGUAGAGUACACAUGUUUACAAACAUCUUUUCUUUCCCAACUUAUUUCAAAUACAGUAGAAAUGAAAGUAAUGACUUUGACCUGUGGGUGAUUGUAUUAUCUAUACCAGAACUUAAAGCUAAGGCCCUUUUCUCAAUAGCAGUAGCAUGGUAAAUCUAUGCUGCAUUCAUCAAUGCUCCUCUGAGAAUAGCUUAUCACACAAGUAGAACAUUUGUGGUUACAGAGAGUCCUUUAGGACUUGGAGCUAAUUCUUCCUUUCUGUACCUUUCUCCUAGACUUAUACUACAUAUGUAUCACCUCACCUUAUCCCAUCAACUUUCUAGCUGAUUCUAGAGUCAGUAAUUGCACAAACCAUUGUGCUCUGUUCAAAAUAGUGUAGGAUGCAUCCCUCCAUAAAGCAUCUCCACUUAGGGAACGCAGGUUCCCUAAACAUACACCAAACAAGAUGCUGGAAGGUUAAGAGUGGUGGGGAGGAGGGGAGAUAACGAAGGAAGACCCCUUGGAAUCAGGAUGGAGGUGUGCCUCCAUACAGGCCUGUGACCUUUGACAUGCCAGCAGAUGACUUCAAGUUCUCUUCCAGAACCAGGUCUCAAAUGUUAUUUUAGAGAGGCUCGUGUACAUGGGAGUUGAACCAAACAGUGCUGGUGUACCAUGGUCUCUGUUGAUACAGCCCCGCAAAUCUAAUAGUAGUCUUUGUCACAUGCCUUCGAGAGUUGGCCCCUUGACGUCAAGCAAAUUGGAUACUAGCUCAGAUUUCUUCCAAACCUCAUCAAACACGCAGGCAAGUAGCAAAAUUAUCUUAUGACUUUUAUAAUAUUCUGUACUAUAAUCUUCCAUUGUAGAAAAGUAUCAAGGGACACUCAGAUAACAUUCAUUCAUGUGAUCUGGUCUCCAUGUUUAGAUCUUUGAAAGAUACAGAUGUUCUUAAAUCAUUCUUUGUAACUCAGUCAAGAAAAAAGCCAUAAAACCCUCCCUCGUGGAUGGGAAAGCCAACUGCUAACCAGUAUCUGAGCCCAAAUGCAUUACGGUGACAUCUCAAGUUUUGAACUUCACAUGUCUCUAAAAUGGAACAAGCAAAUAUAUUUGAGCUUUCAAGCCAGUUGCAGCUUCCCAUUGAGAGGAAAGUGCUUCUGUACCCUAGAGCCUGUUACUCAUCCUUGUCUCUCCUUUCCCCUCGUGUCCUGCUAUACCACUUUACCAAAUCAAAUUGCUUUAGUAUCUUAGACACAGUCAUGGCAAAAAAAAUUGAAAGUUUAUUAAAAUGCAAUUAGUCUUGUAGUUAUUCUCCAGCCAAUGCACCCUACCCCAGUCCAGUCUCUGAACAUGACCACCAAAAUGAAUUUGACAAGUAUUCUUAAUUUUUACUGAAUGUUUAUGAUUCUCCUGGAGCCUUUUAACUGUUAAGAUAAUAUUUUCUCAUCCCGUUCCAUGUGGAGCUGUCAUAUAUUGCUUUAAUUGUAUUUCUUCUCCAUCUUACUUGUUGGAGGAUGUUAUCAUUUAUUAUAUUGAAUUUUUAAAGAAAAUUGUUAGAGUAAUGCCUGAAGACACCAUUUUUCCUGCUGGAUGUCAGUGUAUGAGAACACCUUCUUUUUUGCAAAAUUAGCUGAGUAUUUUUCUCCCAGUCUCAGACAUCCUCCAAAGACGGUUCUCCCAACUCCCUAAUGUGCCCUCCUCUUAAGGCGAGGAGGUGAUUGCUUUCCUUUCUGCUUUCCCAUGAUGUUUUUAAUCUACAGAUGGAGUCACAUCUAAUAAUAUCAUUUUUUUUCAGAGACAAGAAGCAUCCCUAAGUGUUUAAGUCCAAACUGAGGUUACCAUUUGCUAACAUAGCAGUAUCUGCUGAGAUCCAUUCCAAAGCAUGUGACAAACGGUAACUCUCAAAGGAUGUUGUUACAAUCCAAACAUUCUUAGCUCCUAUAACAGUAGGAAUAGAAGAGACUGGUCUAGAGUGUUGAUUUCAAGAAUAGAAGACCCAAAACCUUUCUCUGAUUCUCUGAAUAUUAUCAGCCCUCAGUAUAGCUGCACCAGGGUUGCAUAGGCCAUUCCUCAGAUAGUUAUCCUGAGGGGCAGAAACAGGUUAAGUCCUGCCUUGGAUUACUUUUCAUAGGCAAGAAACCUUUCCUCAGAAACCAUCCCUUUUGUCCUGUUGGCCAAGGUUGAGUUAAACAUCCACGCCUUAACCAUUCCUGGAAGAGUAUAGUUCUUGUGCCUGACUUCUAACAAAUAUUACAAUGAAUAUUUACAAUGGAUAUUACAAUGGAGCUAUACAAUGUACAAAAGUUAAUUAACUAAUAAUUGUUUAAUAACAAAAAGAAACUAAGAAUGGCCUUGGGGAGAUAGCCAGUAAUGACUACCCCAUAUUAAACUAUAAAAAUACUUUCCCACUAUAAUAUAAUGCUUUCCCCUAUACUCCAGCCCUAUGAAAUUAUGCUAGCACAAGUAUCAGGACACAGAAGCCCAAAGAGUUUAAAUAACUUACCCAGAUCUAAUAGUUACUGUUAAAGUGGGUAUUCAUUCCCAAUUUUUCUUGCCUCCAAAGACAAAGCUUCUACCUCUCCCAUCCAAUCUAUAUUUAAUUCCUUUGACCUUGAUGAUAUGGGCUUCUAGAGUAUUUAAACGAUAUGUGGAAGAACUUGGAAGAAGACAGCUCUUACACACCGGAGUGAGAUACUGUGCCAAGUAGAUGCUGCUCGGUUUAUUUCUGUUCAUUCUGCCCUCUCUCUACUCCCCACAGAACAUCCUUUCAUUGUUCAAAGAGAGUGAUGAAGAAAAGCCUGUGCAACCACAGAGCUUCGCUGGGCUCCCUUCUUUAGGUUCACAGCAUUAUUAGAGGAUUGAACAACCCAGUUUGGCUGAGUUUGGAAGGUAAACUGCUUUAAAUUAUAGAAUCUCUGCAACCUGGAGGAUACAGGAAAUACCAAUAACUCUACUGAUGGACUUUGUAUUCUGUCCUAGAAAAAAAAUACUUACUUCACUGUGAGCCACUUGUUCUGUCUGGACAGCCUUCACCUCGCACGUCCACUAUGCUUUUCACUGCUCUCUUUAGCCCCUUCAGAAUUGAGCUAUAGACCCUCACUACCCUUAAUUCCAGUAGUCAGGCAUCAUUCCCAAAUAUUCUUAUUGCUACACUUCAAGUUUUACAUCUUAUGGUCAGUGCUAGGAUGCUCUUCCUAGCUCCACCUCAAUGAUAACUUAGAGAACAAGCCACCAGCACCCAAAAUAUCCAUCCAAGUCUCCAUCCUCAUCCCUUCGCCUGCUGGUACUCUUUCAAUUCUUGGAGCAACUCUGUCCAGUGAAACUGGAUAUCAUGUGUAUUUCCAAUACUCUUGUAAAUAUUCUGCCUCUAUUAAAAAAUUCGUCUUUAAGAGUAUACACCCAUUUUCUAAGUCCUUUGUAGAAUCUCAUGAAUAAAAAUCUCUAAACAAAUUAAAACAUAAAAUCAUACUUACAGUGGAGCCCUGGCUGACUCCAUGCCGGGUGGUCAUUGGGAUUCUUUCUCCCACUGGUUUAGUAGGCAGACAUAAUCUUCUAAUACCUCCAUUGAACACAAGCUCUAGCAGAACUGAAUUUUCCCUCCUAAUUGCUUCUUCUUUUCCUUUAUAAAAAAUAGGAACAUUUUCUUCUUUGGUUUAAUUUCUAUUCCUGCCUUAUUAAAAAGUCUUCUGAAUGUAUGUUCUGUGGGUGUUUGAAGUUGCAAUGACAUUGCAUUGCCAAUGGAAACUCCAACAUGAAUUAUAGAAUAAUCAUGGAGGACAUUGUACAACAAGGUCCAUGUCUUCUACCACAUAAAUAGAGACCUGGCACUAGUUAGGAAGAAGGGACAGCUCCUAACACUCACCACUGCUUUUCAAGGAUUGAAAAGCAGGGAAUGUGAACAAUCUUUAUGAACCUCUCAACCACUGACAGUCCUGCUGUGUCCUUACAUGUUUUCGUAAAAGAAACAGACUUCACACACCGUACCUCUCAGUGACAGCCAGCCUCCCCAGUUUUACUGGGUAGUAUAUUUUUCUAUGUAUAUUCUCCCCAAUAUGUUGGAUUUCAGUGUAUUUGAUUUUUCUUUUUUAUCAACAUAUUACUGUCUGAUUUCUUUAUCUUUUUUUAAAAAAAAAAAUAUUCACUGGAUGAAGCUUGAAAUGCAUUUUUGCAGGAAUGCCCCUGAGAUAUUUUUAAGAAAGCCCCUGGAUUAUUCUAACUCAGUGUAGUAAGAAUUGUGUAUCCAAAUAACCUUUUCUAUUCAGAACAUCCACUAUUUUUCUAACAAGGGAAUGCUUAUGAUUUUAUACACAUGUAUUUAUUCACUGUGGCUCAACCCCAUAGUUUAAAAUAAACCAAUAAUUCUCUUGAUAAUAAUAGUCCUCACAUGACACUUUUAAAAGUUCAAGAUUGCCUGAGGCUUUUGGAAAUUCCCAAUGAUCUAAAUACUUACAAGGUCCAAAGAUGCUUUAAUUCUUUAAGGUCAGCUUUUGGUUUUCACCACCAGGCAGCAUGUUGUGCCGUUGUGAUGGACACAUGAUGGCUGAUAUAACGUUGGUGUAUUUAGAAGGUUAAGAUAAGGAAUGAAAAUUAUAGUUUACAAUGCAGUAUAAACAGAAACUGUUUCCGAGAGAAAAGCAUCUGGAUUGAAGAUGGCUCUCUCGAAAUACUUCUCCUGGCUGCCCAUCACCUGUUGGAAAAUUCUUUCACUUCCCUUGAAUUUAACAAGGGGGUUGAAGCUAUGGCGUGGGGCUGGGAAAAUCAAGUCUCAUUAAGCUAGAAACUAAGAAAUGACCAUUGCUGCCGGCAGUGAUUCAAACACCUCUUUGGCAACAACUUCACUAAAAAACUUGGACUGAACCGAACCUUAUCUACACCUGCCAAACAAGAGUCUGCUGCUUUCCUUCAUAGCGUUCUGUGUGAAAUAGCUAUGACUUCCAAAGCAGGUGCUACACAUACGCGGAAAGAAACACACACCUUCUGUUGCCUCUCAGCUAAGUUCACCAAACCUGUCGGAGGACAUUAAGUAGUUGGGUUUUAACGUGGUGUUUUUGAAUCUCCACUAACCAAUUUUACGAUCUACCCUCCUGCCAAAUCUGACUUAGCAAACUCGUUAUCCUGAUUAGUAUUCCACAAUUCCGGCAAAUAAAAGAAUUCCUCUCUGGUUUUCAGAAGGCACACUUCUUGCAUUGCAAGGAAACAGAUAUUUAGUGAUCUUUGAUCUUUGGCACAGCCUUUUCUUCCUAACAUGAGCUGGUAAUGGUUUUUGUAUUCCUAUCAAACCACUAGAGAAACUAAAUGGCAAGGAACACUAUUUCUGAAAACCUGUAGAAAUUUUUUUUAAUGAAAUGGCGCAGGCUUGAACAGGUGCCAAGAAAGGAAAAGAUGGACUCCUUACUUUUAUAACUCAAGAUUUCUAUUUUGUAUCGAUAUAUGCUGCAUUUUCUGACUGAAAUUGCUGUCUGUCUCACAGCAUCUGUGAUCUUCUGUCGCUUUUUACAUCUGAAAUCAAAUUUCAUACAGUAAGCUUGUUUGUCCCUUUUUGUUUGGGAUUCAAUUAGAGUAUUUUGUUUCAUUAAUUUCUUUUUUAUGUGCUAAAAAGCAAGUGACUUAUGCCUUCAUUAUCUCAAAAGCUAUCUGUGGACAAAAUCCAUGAAGCCUGUAGACUGUGAUUUACUCAACUCAAAGGCGGAUCGCCCUGUAAACAGUGAAUUUGUGACUAAGGAAUUGUUCAGUGGCCUCUGAUUCCCAUCCCUUCCCCCCACAUGGCCUUCUUUCUAUUGUGGGUCAUCCAUCGAGUGAUUGUGUACUCCUGUAAAAUACAAAAGUCAAAUCACAUGCUAUCAGGUAUGGACACAAGAGACGCUCGCGCUCUCAGUUUCAGGACUCCCAGCCUCCCUUGCGGUUGCGGGCUGUCCCUCACUCAGCGUUUUUCGUUAACCGUGUGGCUUUGCUCUAAAACACGGCAUUGUUUGCUUCAGUACACAAGAUCUGAACUGUGCAGCAAAAGACAGAAGGCACGUCAGAAAGGCUGCUGUAACUGUGAAACUUCUGAAAUGGAACUUACUGCUGUAAAUAUGUACAAUUUAUGUCAGCAUAUUUCAAUAAAAAAUAUCAAUUACAAAUGGCUACAUACACAAA